GAGCAACCCAGUCAUGCUGGACUUCGCCAUCUUCGCUGUGACGUUUGUCAUCAUUUUAGUCGGCGCUGUUCUUUAUUUGUACCCGUCAUCCAGGAGGGCUUCUGGGAUCCCAGGUCUCUACCCUACAGAUGAGAAAGAUGGGAACCUGCAGGACAUCAUCAACAAAGGCAGCCUGCACGAGUUCCUGGUCAGUCUGCAUCAGGAGUUCGGAUCGGUGGCGUCGUUCUGGUUCGGGGGUCGUCCAGUAGUCAGCCUAGGCUCUGUGAAGCCCUUACAGCAGCACAUCAACCCCAACCACACCACUGACUCCUUUGAGACCAUGCUGAAGUCGCUGCUCGGUUACCAGUCGGGGACGGGCGGGGGCGGCAACGAGUCAGUGAUGAGGAAGAAGCUGUAUGAGAGCGCCAUCAACAACAGCCUGAAGAACAACUUCUCUGUUGUGCUCCAGGUAGUGGAAGAGCUGGUGGGAAAGUGGAUCUCGUUCCCGGAGGCCCAGCACAUCCCGCUGUGUGCCCACCUGCUGGGUCUAGCUUUGAAGACUGUCACCCAGCUGGGUCUGGGGGAGCCCUUCAAAGAUGACGCCAAAGUUAUUUCCUUCCGCAAGAACCAUGACUCGAUCUGGUCAGAAAUCGGAAAGGGUUACAUGGACGGUUCUCUGGAGAAGAGUUCCAGUAGAAAAGCUCAUUAUGAGAAGGCUCUGUCAGAGAUGGAGUCCAUGCUGCUGUCUGUGUCGAGGGAGAGGAAAGGCCAGAGGUCGCAGACGGUGUUUGUGGACGUUCUCCUUCAGUCCAACCUCACAGAGCAGCAGAUCAUGGAGGACUGUAUGGUUUUUACUUUGGCUGGAUGUGUCAUCACCGCUAACUUGUGCAUCUGGGCGCUUCACUUCCUGUCCACCUCAGAGGAAGUCCAGGACAAGUUGUACCAGGAGCUAGAGGACGUUUUGGGUUCAGAUCCAGUUUCUCUGGACAAGAUUCCUCAGCUCAGAUACUGCCAACAGGUCCUGAACGAGACGGUCCGGACCGCCAAGCUGACCCCCGUUGCUGCUCGGCUUCAGGAAGUGGAGGGCAAAGUGGAUCAACAUGUCAUCCCCAAAGAGACGCUGGUGAUCUACGCUCUGGGAGUGGUGCUGCAAGAUCCAGACACGUGGAGCGCUGCGUACAGGUUCGAUCCGGAUCGAUUUGAGGAACAAUCAGCCAGGAAGAGCUUCUGCCUGCUCGGCUUUUCUGGGAAUCAAACGUGCCCAGAACUCCGGUUCGCCUACACCGUAGCUACAGUUCUUCUCAGCACGCUGGUGCGGCGGCUGAAGCUUCACCAGCUGAAGGGACAAGUGGCGGAGGUCCGAUCCGAGCUGGUGUCCACACCCAAAGAAGAGACCUGGAUCACCGUCAGCAGCAGAAGCAGCUGAAAACAGUCCGCUAAGAGGAAGGAGCUGACGAGUCGUGCUGUAAGAGAGCGCCAGUACGAGUUGAGUUACCGAACUGGUUUCUGCUCCUAGUUUGAGAUGAAACUUAUAAUUUUGACUCUUUUCAUCGGGAUGCCCUCAGGUUUUGCAACUUCUGGUUGUCUUUUUGAUGCUUGCAGCUUUCAGUGGCUUUUAACCAAGUACCAACGUAAAACUUGCCAAACUGGCAUUGAUUGAAUCCCAAUACCGAGUUUUUUUUCUGACUAUAAGGUGCACCGGAUUAAAAGGCGCAAUAAAAACAGAUAAAUCAAACUUUAUU
Molecule: messenger RNA, 1721 nt
Organism: Nematolebias whitei (Rio pearlfish)
Lineage: Eukaryota; Metazoa; Chordata; Actinopteri; Cyprinodontiformes; Rivulidae
Gene: cyp20a1
Product: cytochrome P450 20A1
Exons: 13
Coding region: 14-1405 (463 amino acids)
Cellular component (GO): membrane
Molecular function (GO): iron ion binding; heme binding; oxidoreductase activity, acting on paired donors, with incorporation or reduction of molecular oxygen
Source: RefSeq, a predicted model, not a curated record